AUGCUUUCGGCAGAUCCGGUAGUGAUCUACCCAAAGGAAGGUGUUUUCUUAAAACAUGGCCGUGAGGUUAUGCCUGCGCCUGACUUUGUGACACUGGUGUGUCACAUGGGACCGUACAGACCAUACAAGUUGCGUAAGGACUUUUGGGAGAAGCUGGAAGCGGAGCGUCCUGUCUUCGAGAGGUUAGCUGUGGCGGCAGUAGAACGCGAGGAUGAGGUUGACUCCUGCAUGGUGCAGAAGGACAUAGUGGUUGAAGACACAGUGGGUGCUGUGACUCAUCCGAGUGGUACGAGGGUUAGGUUUGGACUCCCAGCGAAAGCUGGGGUAGAGACUACACCUAUCUCUGGCGGCGACAGUAAACGUGAGGAUGAGGUUGUGUCUUGUAUAGUGAAAGAAGACACAAUGGGUGCUGGGACUGAUCCGGGUGGCAAGAGGGUUAGGUGUGGGCUCCUUGCAGAGGAAGCAGGGGUAGAGGCCACACUCAUCUCUGCGGUAGGCGCGUUUUCCACGCAGUCCUGGCAGAAUCCCAGCGGGGGGCUGGAUCAGUCUGUACGAAAGGCGAAAACUCAGCUGGACUAG
Molecule: messenger RNA, 579 nt
Organism: Sphaeroforma arctica JP610
Lineage: Eukaryota; Ichthyosporea; Ichthyophonida
Exons: 1
Coding region: 1-579 (192 amino acids)
Source: RefSeq, a predicted model, not a curated record